GGAAGUCCCUUGGCUGACAGCGCAUGUGUGAAGUUGGGUUAUUUCCGGAUUGAUAGGCCGGUGUGUAGAUCUCUAUAAAUUCUAUUGAGUUGAUAUUAUUUGCAAAUUUUCUGAAAAUGGGGAGCUAUGAACAAAUUAAGUGCUUCGCAAGUUUACCCAGGACAACAAGAGGUAAAGCACUGGUCCUCAAUGGAGACCCCAAGGGAAAAAACAUGCUGUACACAAAUGGGAACAGUGUAAUAAUUCGGGAGAUAGAGAAUCCAGCCAUGUCUGAUAUCUACACUGAGCAUUCAACUCAGACAACAUGUGCUGCCUACUCGCCCAGUGGAUUCUACAUAGCAUCAGGAGAUAUGGCGGGUAAAGUUCGAGUUUGGGAUACUAUUAAUAAGGAGCACAUUUUGAAAAAUGAAUACCAGCCAUUUGCAGGAGAGAUAAAGGAUAUAGCUUGGUCAGGUGAUAGUCAAAGGCUUGCUGCAGGUGGACAUGGAAACCAAAAGUAUUCUCAUGUCUUCACCGCUGACAGUGGGAAUUCCUUAGGUGAAUUGAUUGGUCACAGUGCUGAUGUCAAUAACAUUAGUUUCCGCCCAGAACGACCUUUCAGAUUGGUCAGCGCUAGCGAAGACAACAGUUUGUGCUUUUAUGAAGGUCCACCAUUUAAAUUCAAAGUCGCAUUAAAGGACCACACCAACUUUGUAAAUGUUGUCCGUUAUUCCCCAAAAGGAGAAGUAUUCAUCAGUGGUAGUGCUGACAAAAAGUGUUACAUAUAUGAUGGAAAAACUGCUGAAAAAAUCGGAGAAUUGGGGUCACCUACAGCACACAAUGGUGGAGUUUAUGCUCUAAGUUUUAACAGUGAUGGCUCGCAAGUUCUGACGGUGUCAGGAGACAAAACUGCCAGGAUUUUCAAAGUUCCAAGUGGAGAAUUAGUUCAGACAUUUGAGAUGGGUAAAGCAGUGGAAGACAUGCAGGUGGGAUGUCUGUGGCAGGGAGAUAAUAUCCUCACUGUGUCCCUGUCAGGCUUCAUUAACUACCUAGACCUCAACAAUCCCUCAACUCCACGACGCAUACUUAAGGGUCACAACAAACCAAUCACAGCCUUAGCUCUGUCUGACGGGACAAUCUACUCAGCCGCAGGGGCCCAGGAUUCUCAUGUCAAUCACUGGGAUGCUGAAACGGGAGAGAAUGAUCGGUUCACGGGAACCAGCCACAAGAACCAGAUUCAGGACAUGGUUAUCGCCAAUGGAGAAUUAGUAACAGUUGGUAUGGAUGAUAUCAUAAUGUUCUCUAAUGUCGGCAGUAAGCAGUUUGGAGUUUCUCAAGGUUUGGAGUCUAUGCCAAAGGCAGUGUCAGCAAGUUCUAAAUUUGUGGUGGUGGCAUGUAUCAAACAUGUUGCAGUUUUCCAGAAUAAGACAAAAUGUUUCUCUCAGGCGGUGCCAUACGAGCCAUGCAGCGUGGCUAUCCAUCCCAGUCAGCCAUUGGUGGCAAUCUGUGGUGCUGCGGAUAAAAAGAUCCACUUGUACUCUAUCAAUGAAGGCAAUGGAUCCCUCCAGGAGACACAGGCCAUUGACAACACAGGGAUGGCUUGUGAUGUAAUGUUCUCCCCCAAUGGGGAGUAUUUAGCAACAGCCGGGGCUGAUAGAUAUGUCAGAUGCUUCAAACUCCCGGACUAUCAGUUGGUGUUUAGUGAUCCGACCCAUACUGCGAGAGUGAACUGUAUUGACUGGUCCCCCGAUUCAUCAUUGUUUGCAACUGGUUCCCUCGAUCAAAGCAUUGGAGUGUGGAAACCCACAGGUUCCCAUAGUGACCGCAGUCUGGUGAUUAAAGCUGCACACAAGCUGAGUCAUCCGACAAGGGUUCGCUGGUUGAACAAUAACACCAUUGUAUCAGCAGGACAUGACAGUAAUAUUAAACAAUGGCGGGUGCAGUUUUGAUCAGACACGUAUAAACCUAUUGAUUUAUAAGGACUGUGGCAAUUUUUGUGAAAGUGUUCAUGCCAUCAAAAAGCAACGACUUACAAUUUAUAUUUUCAGAUUAAAUUUCAUGAAGAAUUUACGGCAAUUUCGUAGUAAAUGCUACACAGUUAAGCCAUAGAAAUAUGUUUGCAUUAAUUGUAAAUUUCAAUUGCAUCAUUAUACAUGUAUGUUAAUUCUCUGUUAUCUUUCUUAUGGUGACUUUUGUAUUUAAUAUGUAUAAUUUUUUUUUUGUAUUACUGUAUGUCUUGAAUUAAAAGUGCUAAAACAUUUGAGGAAAAGGUUUACUUAAAGCCAAAAAAUGUUAAUUCUGAAUGGUUAGCUGCAAUAUACAUGAACAUGUGUUGGAGUGCCUAUAAAUGUGCAAUUUAUAAAGUCUCGUAAACGUGUCAACAAUAUUCAGAUAAUGAAAGUUUCAGACAACGCAUUGUGCAUGAUUGGAGGUGUGAUAUUUUCUGUAAGUUGCGGGUUAUUCUUACCAGCUUGUACUAACAUUUUUGUUUCAAUGUUGUGGAUUGUGUCGGUUAGUUAUAAUUCUAUAACAUGUAAAUAUUUACCAUGUAUCAUCCUUCUAUUCAUUGAGUGAUGCCAUAAUAUAAAUCUACAUCUAGUUUAUAAUCUUCAUGGAAUCCAGACAUUUUAUACCUACACAGAUACAGAGGGUAAAGAAGUUGGGUUAUUAAUGUAGUUUAUUAUCUUCCUGUAAAGGAGAAUUUGAUAUGUGAAAAAUUAUUAUCAUAAACCAUGCACAGAAGGUUAUUUAACACUUUCCAUUUGGCUUGUAUAAGGAUCAAGAGUUUCGAGAUCCACUGCACUGAUCAAGAUUAGAGUAGCUGUUUAGAACCCUUGGCUAGUGAAGAUGAACUAAAAGAAAUAUGAAUUAAUGAGACUGCAGAUGUUAUUUUAAAUAUUCGUUUAUGCAUUGGUAUUUACGUUUAGAUGGGGAACAGGAUGAUGUGAUAGAUACGUGCCAGAUUGUCUCGAGCUUUCUAAUGCUGAACAAUGUAUUGUUUGAUUUAUAGAUGUAUGUUGAUUUGUAGAUACUGAUCAUUGUAUUGAAUGCAUUGAAUCUACAUAUCAUCAAAUUCAUACCCUAUAUUAAUUCUUCAAAAAUAAAAUAAUUUAUAUUUGC
This is a messenger RNA of Ostrea edulis (European flat oyster), 3099 nucleotides long. RefSeq names its product actin-interacting protein 1-like. The transcript is spliced from 16 exons. The record is from RefSeq and is a predicted model, not a curated record. The coding region runs from base 117 to 1928 and encodes 603 amino acids. Gene Ontology annotation, molecular function: actin filament binding. Gene Ontology annotation, biological process: positive regulation of actin filament depolymerization; sarcomere organization; locomotion. Gene Ontology annotation, cellular component: cortical actin cytoskeleton. NCBI's taxonomy places the organism in Eukaryota, Metazoa, Mollusca, Bivalvia, Ostreida, Ostreidae.